UCUUACUGAUAUUUUCCUGCAAAUGAUACAAGAUGGAGCAUAAAAUCAAUGUUGAUAAGAACAAUCGCAUGUCAGUAGUUUUUCAAGAACUCAAUAAAAUGAGAGAAGAUCCUGAACGAUGUGACUUCAGAAUCCUAGUUGGUUCUGAAAAAAUUCUGGCUCACAGAAAUAUUUUGUCUGCAAAUUCAAAAUAUUUCGAAGCAAUGUUUACACACAACACAAAGGAAAAGCAAUCAGGUGAAGUUACAUUGAAAGAAGUUGACCAAGUUUGUGUGAAAAAGUGUGUUGAUUACAUGUACAGUUUUGAAAUUUCCUCUUCAUAUGAAAAACUUGGUGAUUUACUACAUGUCGCCACUAUGAUGCAACUGCAUGAAGUUUGUGAUGGCAUAAUAGAACUUCUUGAGGAAAACUUGGACUCAGAAUCAUAUUGUGUUACCAAAAAACUAUCAAGCAUGUUUAGCCUAAAGUCACUUGAAGAAAAAUGUGAUGAAUUUGUUUUGGAAAACUUUGAAGAAAUUUCCAAACUGGAUGAUUUCAAUGGUCUUGGUCAAAUGGAAGUUGCAAAAAUGAUAGAAUCCAUGAAGUUGAAAGCCUCCGAAGAAGUAAAACUUACGGCUUUACUAAGUUGGAUCAAGUUUGACUCUGAUGAUCGUAGCAAAUAUGCAAAUAAUUUGAUCGGUCUUGUUGAGUUAUCCAAAGUAUCUCUUGGAUAUCGGAGACAUCUUAUUGAAAACGAACCAAUGAUAAGAGAAAACAACAAAUGCUUAGCCUGGUUCAGCAUUUCUGUGAUGGAUUCAGUAAAAAUUAAACCAACCAAAGUCGUUGAACAAACUGCAAAUACCGAAGCCAUUGUUGUUUUUGAUAGAAACUCUGAUCAUCUUCAGUGUUUUAACCCAACCGACAAAUCUUGGACACAAAUGCAGGAGAUGAAUCAGGAAAUAAAGAGGUACUUCUUCUCUGCUGUUACUGCUGGUGAUUUCAUUUAUGUUUUAAUGAAAGACAAAAAAGUUUACAAAAUCCAAUAUUUAGAUAAAGAUGCCAACUGGGAGAAAAUGACCGAUAUGCUUGAAGAUCAUGGACGUUGUCCACCAGCUGUUGUUUACAAGAACUGGAUUUAUGUGAUUGGAGGACAUGCUUGGCGUGAAACAGCUACUGUUGAAAAAUAUGACUUGGAUUUGAAUGUGUGGACCAAAUGUCAUGACAAACUGCAACCUACAAAAUGGUCUGAAGUAGUAUCUUUUCAAGAUAAAAUUUAUAGUUUUGGUGGAUUCUCAACUGGUCAAUGGAUAGAUGCAGUUGAUCAACUUGAUCCAGAAACAGGUAAUUGGACAACUAUUGGCCACAUGAAUAAUGCAAGAGGUUAUGUAUCUGCUGUGGAAUUGGGUGAAGAGAUUUAUGUUCUAGGUGGAUUUACCGACAAACAUCAACACUUCCACACAGCCGAGCAAUAUACUACACAUGAGGAUAAAUGGAAAUCACUGCAAUCAAUGCUCAUCCCUAGAAGUUGGUUCCGUACAUUUGCAAUUCAAGGUGAUAUUUUUGCAGUUGGUGGUUAUAACAGUUCCCCUGGUAGUUUGGAAAAAUACAACAUUGAUGAGAGUAAAUGGGAGAUGAUAAAGAUACCUAAAGGAGUAAAACUGAAAAUAAAAGAAUCUGUGAAAAUUCAGCUUAAUUGCUUUGUUGGUAAAUUUUCACUGAUAUUAUUCUAUAAGUUAUACAAGAUGGAGCAUAAAAUCAACAUUGAUAAGAACAAUCGCAUGUCAGUAGUGUUUCAAGAACUCAAUAAAAUGAGAAAAGAUCCUGAACGAUGUGACUUCAAAAUCCUAGUUGGUUCUGAAAAAAUUCUGGCUCACAGAAAUAUUUUGUCUGCAAAUUCAAAAUAUUUUGAAGCUAUGUUAACACACAACACAAAGGAAAAGCAAUCAGGUGAAGUUACAUUGGUAGAAGUUGACCAAGUUUGUGUGAAAAAGUGUGUCGAUUACAUGUACAGUUUUGAAAUUUCAUCUUCAUAUGAAAAGCUUGGUGAUUUAUUGCAUGUCGCCACUAUGAUGCAACUGCAUGAAAUUUGUGAUGGCAUAAUAGAACUUCUUGAGGAAAACUUGGAUCCAAAAUCGUAUUUUGUUACCAAGAAACUAUCGAUCAUGUAUAACCUAAAGUCACUCGAGGAAAAAUCCGAUGAAUUUGCUAUUGAAAACUUUGAAGAAAUCUCCAAACUGAAAGAUUUCAAUGAUCUUGGUCAAAUGGAAGUUGCAAAAAUGAUCGAAUCCGAGAAGUUGAAAGCUUCUGAAGAAGUUAAACUUCGUUCUGUACUAAGUUGGAUCAAGUUUGACUCUGAUGAUCGCAGUAAAUAUGCAAAUGAUUUGAUUCGUCUUGUUGAGUUAUUUAAAGUAUCUCUUGGAUGUCGGAGACAUCUUAUUGAAAAUGAACCAAUAAUAAAUAAAAGCUUUGAUUUGCUGUCUCGGUUCAGUAUUUCUGUGAUGGAUUCAUUGAAUGUCAAACCAAUCAAAUUAAUGGAAACUGCUACAAAUGCUGAAGCCAUUGUUGUUUUUGAUAGGAACACUGGUCAUCUUCAGUGUCUUAACCCAACCGAUAAAUGUUGGACACAAAUGCAAGAGAUGAAUCAGGAAAUGAAGAAUGGCUUCUUCUCUGCCGUUACUUCUGGUGAUUUUAUUUAUGUUUUAAUGGAAGACAAAUCAGUUUACAGAAUGAAUUAUUCUGAUAAAGAUGCCAACUGGGAGAAAAUGACUGAUAUGCUUGAAAGUCAUGGGUCGAAUCCACCAGCUGUCAUCUACAAGAACUGGAUUUAUGUGAUUGGAGGUUAUAAUGGCUGUGAAACAGCAACGGUUGAAAAAUAUAACUUGAAUUUGAAUGUGUGGGUAAAAUGUCAUGACAAACUACAACCUACAAAAUGGUCUGAAGUUAUAGCUUAUCAAAAUAAAAUUUAUAGUUUUGGUGGAUGCUCGUCUGAUCGAUACAUAGAUGCAGUUGAUCAACUUGACCUGGAAACAGGUAAUUGGACAACUAUUGGUCACAUGACUAAUGCAAGAGGAUAUGUAUCUCCUGUGGCAUUAGGUGAGAAGAUUUAUGCUUUGGGUGGAUUUACUGACAAACAUCAAUACUUCAACACAGCUGAGCAAUAUAAUCCAAAUGAGAAUAAAUGGAAAUCACUUCAAUCAAUGCUCAUUCCUAGGAGUCGGUUUCGUACCUUUGCAAUCCAAGGUGAGGUUUAUGCAGUUGGUGGUUACAGCAGUUCCCCUGGUAGUUUGGAAACAUACGACAUUGCUGAGAAUAAAUGGGAGAUGAUUGAAAUACCUGAAGGAGUAAAACUAAAUAUAAAAGAAGCUGUUAAAAUUCAGCUCAAAAAUUAGGAAUGCUAUUACUAUGAUGGGGAUAAUUGAUGACAUAAACAUUUACAUUAAUGUGUGAAUGCCUGUCUUUUAUUUCAUUUAGUUUUUCAAAUUUUAUCCAAGAAGUGGCGUCUUAUUAUCACUUUAAAAUGAUAUGAUUUACGGUACAUAUCUUCAAUGCUUUCUUUUUAUUCAACUGUUUAAUAAUGGAAGAAUUGUAAAAAAUGGGUACUCCUGUAGUAUGUGCACCAAGAUGGGAGUCGCUUGGCUAGUCCCCGAACUCGUAAUAGAACUAAAAUAAGGAGAAUUGGAAUAAAAUUAACGCCUAAGCCUAACCUGAUACACAUACUACAUUCCGGUGUCCGCCACCUUGGUUCACGUACUACGGGAGCGCCAAAAAAAGUUAUGAGUGUUACUGAUAUCUUGAAAUAUGUCAGUCGCCUAACAAUGCCCAUUUUUAGAUAAGAAAUUCAUACCAUUCCCAGCCUGGUUGAUAUUUAUGCAGUUGAUUAUUGUUACAGUUUUCGUGAUAGUUUGCAAUUUUUGUUGAUGAGUCAAUUUAAUAAAUUGGCUGGGUUGAUAUGUUGGAAUUUGGCAAUGUUGCUGCAAUCGGGGUCAGUGUCACAGUUUUGUAUUUGACAAGUCGAAUUUGAAAUUUUUUAAAUCCCAGAGUCCGAUUUCUAAAUAUUGUAUAAAUUAGCAUGGUCAUGCUGAUUGGGGGAUAUUCUGUUCUUUCACAGAUUGGAGCAUGUUUUGUUCAACCCUGCUUGGGAAGUUUUGAAAUUAAAAUUUAUUCCAAUCAGUAUCAAAUGAUUCUAAACUAUUUUUAUAGGGGUAUUGGUGGUAGUUCAUAGUGAUGAAUUCGUUAUUUGUUGUCAGUGUGUGUAACAGACGGCCCACGAGCCUCCACCCGCCAAGCUAUUUAGUGUGGUUCUUAGCAACACUAAAAUUUUCCCCAUCAAGCAUAAAAACUUAAUCCGAUAGGCUUAUGUUUAAAAAGGCACUCACAAGGACAAAAAUACAUAAUGUAGUAAUAAAAAUAAUAAUAAAAUAAUAACUUUUGGGGUUUUAUUGAAAAAAGCAAGCUACCCAAGAGAGUUUUCUGGCGACCCAGUUUUGCGUCGUGACCCAUAGGUUGAGAAACAUUGGAUUAUAUCUUAUAUGAUCCACCGGCAAAAAAUGAUGCCCACCCCUGCUAUCAUUUCGGUUUCAUUUUUAUUUUGAACUAAUGAAUAAUUUUUUAUUAACUUUUUUCAAUAUUGUACUUCUAGUGCGCUUAUAUAUUCAUGUAUGAUUUCUUAUAUAUUUCUCAUAGAAUAUUUCCAUAACUUUCUAUUUAAUGAAAACUUGCAUAAUCAAGGCCUAUGCUUUGAAGGCUGUAGGCAAGUAGUCAUCGAUGUCAUAAAUUUUACAAUUAGAUCAUAGAUACUUGCAAUAUUUACUCAAUGAAUAA
Messenger RNA from Styela clava, 4800 nucleotides. The record is from RefSeq and is a predicted model, not a curated record. Lineage: Eukaryota; Metazoa; Chordata; Ascidiacea; Stolidobranchia; Styelidae.